This is a messenger RNA of Perkinsus marinus ATCC 50983, 1320 nucleotides long. RefSeq lists its product as hypothetical. The record is from RefSeq and is a predicted model, not a curated record. The transcript has a single exon. Bases 10 to 1284 code for a protein of 424 amino acids. NCBI's taxonomy places the organism in Eukaryota, Perkinsozoa, Perkinsida, Perkinsidae.
UCAUUUGUUAUGUUCUGCCCUUCUUCACGGAGAUGCGGUGCCGCUUUCUGUAUUCUUGCGGUGUUCUUUGUCAUGGAAGGGUGUGGCGCCCGGCCCAAUCCCAUCAUCAUGUCCCCAACAGGGCUCACGACUUCCCCUUCGGGAAAUGGCUCGACCUCUGAGCCCACUACUACUCAGUCACCAACGCCUACUGGUCCUACCCAAUCACCAACGCCUACUGGUCCUACCCAAUCAUCAACGCCUACUGGUCCUACGACAACCCCGUCUUCAGACAAGUGCCCAGGAAGCGACAGUCCUUCUGAGGUCACCUCAAACGUGAUGUUGUUCUCGGAUUGGCCGAGCAUGUCAGCCGCUGGUCCCCGGGAAUUUUUAACAAACCACCUGCCAGCCUUCAUUGCCGGCAACAAUUGUCUAAACGUUCGAGUCGGCGAUCUAGUGCUGACAGCAAGCGGAGCUGUUGUGAAGAAUUGGGUGGAUGGUGAUGUGACCAAGGUUGGCAGAAGCACCAUUGCUGGAGGUGGUCAGGACUUCCAGUCGCUCCUGCAGCAGCUCGAGAAGAGUGGUACAAGCUUUUGGAUCAACGUGAUACCGACCGAUAAUACGUGGUCGACGGUUUGUACAGGUCAGCCCAAUGUCAUGGCUUGCCUCUUCCGAUUUGCUACCACCUGGAAUGCGUUCAUGAAGGCUACGGUUAUCGCCGGUAUUGCGGUCGACGGCAUCGACGUCCGCAGUGUUGAUCUGCCGAAGCUCAUCGACCAAGGGCAGGCAGCCAAGGGAUCGCUCAAACUCGGCCUCACGGUUGGUCUUGGCGUCCUGAAUGGCGCUAAGAAUUCUCACGGUACCAAAGUCGAUAUGUAUUUAUCUUUCCUCUUGGAUUUUUGGGUUCCCAGCCCUGAAGCUUAUGAUGGUGAUUCGUCCGAGUUUGCAAGCAGGAAGGAUAAGGUCCAGGAUAUGACCAACUUCCUGCUCUCCAGCAUUUCUGGAGAGUCCCCGCUACCUCGGACGGACACACGAAGAUACGCUGAUGAUACCGCACUAAUAUGGUCCCCGAGGCACUCAGGUUCUACUGGCUGUAUGUAUCCAUUGAAUAAUCGAGCUUGUACCGAUCCUGAAAGGGCCAAUGAACUUGGCUCAUGGUCGCCGAAGGAAGCUAUAGAACUGAUGAAAGAGAUCAGGGCGAAGGUUGGCAGUAGUGGCACUCGUCUGGGUUUCUACACCCUCAGUUUGAUGCCAUUCACAUGGUUGACAAAAGACUACCGGAAGUGUUUUGGACGCAAUUGUUGAUUCAUAAUGCUACAUUAUCAUUCGUCUAUUUGAUAC